CUACAGUAGUACCAGAUCUAUAGAUCUCAAGUCCAAAUUUGUUAAGUAGUAUCUAAACAAAACAAAACAAAAAAACCUAUAUCACCCUUAUAUAUAAAAAAGUACUCAAUCCGUGGGGUAGGUCCUUACCGCGUUCUCACAAUCAAUUAUUCGUUAGAUUAUUAUGAAACUAAGUCACACCUUGCUUAUUGGACUUUGACGAAGCUCUCAAUAUGCCAAUCAAUCUUGAAUCAUGAUACUCUCAACUAAAUUAAGUAUUUACAAAAUUAAAAAUAAUACCACCAAAGAUAGAAAAUGACAUUCAUGGCAGGUUUGAUUGUUCUCAUCAUCGAACAUUCAACUUUCGAAAGUCAUUUUUAAAAAAUGGGCAGUAAAAUCAAAAAAUAUAUAAGAAAAAAAAUAAAAGUAUCUAUUGGAGAAUAGUCAAUACUCCUACGGGUUAUCAUGAACUUUCAAUCUAUAGAUUAUCAAAAUUUAUGUUGGUCGCUGUGUUGUUUAUCAGUGUCAGGGAAAAUAACCAAUAUCCUAAAUGUUCUUGACUCGAAUGACAUAAAUUAUUUUGCGCGUAAUGUUUAGUGUUUCCAAACAUUUAACAAUUAAAGAUUGGUUUUCAAUGAAAUGCAAAAAAGAAGAAGAAGAAGGAAGAACAUAUAGUGAAGAUAAAGUUUUCAUUAAGGAAGACGAAGGUAUUGUAAUUGGUCGAGAUGAUGUUGCUUUUCAUGGCAGAACGAUCACAACAAAUUUCUAAUUUUGAGAUUAAUAAGCUAGCCUACUGUAUAAGAUAAUAAAGUUGAGUAUCAUGGUUGAAAAACGAGACAUAAUCUCUUACAUCGAGAGUUUACAUACCUCCACGUUAGGAAUGAGUCAACGUUGAUAAUUGAACAACCAUUAUAUUUUUGCCAUAAAUUUUCAACAUAUGGCUAUGGGAGAUAUAACAAACUGUCAAUAAUUAGUUAUUAAACAUUUUAAUUUAGAAAUAUAUAUUGUUUAUGACAAUGAUCAAAAUCAUUGAUUGAUUGUUGACUACAAAUAUUAAAUAGUAGGAUGUUACAACAAAACAAACCAUUUCGAAGAUUCGAAUAAUAAGGUAAAAGGAUAAUUUGAUUUUACAUAAACAUAAUUGGUGUGAUCAGAAGGUGAUUUCAUGAAUUGAAGCAAUAUUCUCCGCAUAGUAUUAAAAAGACAAUCGUUAACGCAGAUAAUUAUGAUUGCCAUCCACUGGGGCGAGUGUGGGUAGCAUGGGAUGAGGAAGUGCAGGGGUCUAUACUUUGUACAGAUGCAAACUUCAUCCAUGCUUUAGUGUCAGUUUCUCCCAAGGUUCAGUUCUUCUUCACAGCAGUAUAUGCAUCAAACGACGAGGCUGAGCGAUCAGCAACUUAUGGUAGACUAAGGAAAUUGAGAGUCAGAGGUUUUCCAUGUGUGGUAUGUGGUAAUUUUAAUGCCAUCAUCAACCAUUUGAGGCGUCUAAUAUGGGACCUGUUACACCAAGCAUGAGUGCAUUCAGAGAUUGGAUCACAGAGAUGGAGUUGAUUGAUCAUCAGGCAUCUAGCUCGUUCUUUACUUGGACAAAUCAGCAGAGUGGGAAUCCUAUUGCGAGGAAACUUGACAGAAUAUUGGUAAAUGUAGAUUGGCUUGAUGGUUUUCCAGAUAGUGUGGCUGAAUUUCUUAAUCCAUCUUUCUCGGACCACUGUGGGAUGCUCGUAAGACCCAGUAGACCUAGGAAAUCAUUCCCAAAACCUUUUAGGUUUUUUGAGAUGUGGAUGCAACACCCUUCCUAUGAUGUCACAGUGACUGAAGUAUGGAACCAGCAACUACAAGGCCCAGUUCUACAGAGAAUAAAAAGGAAAUUCCAAAUGUUAAAGAUAGAACUUAAGAAGUUAAAUAGACAAGAGUUUAUGAAUAUUUCAGAUAAAGUGAAGGCGGCUAAUUCCAACUUGGAAUUGGCUCAGGCUCAAGCUCUUGAAGAUCCUACCCCUGUCACUUUUGAACGAAUGCAUCUUCUCACUGAGGAGUUGCAGUACUUACGAAGAGCAGAAGAAUGCUUCUAUAGGCAGAAAUCUUGUAUUAAUUGGCUUGCACUAGGUGAUAUGAACUUAGCUUUCUUCCAUAAGGCAGUAAAGAUAAGGCAGGCGUGCAAGCAACUGAGGAGGUUGAUCAGUAACUCAGGGGCUGAAAUCACGAAUGAAGAGGAAAUUGUAGAGGAGGCAGUGGGAUUCUAUAAGAAUAUGUAUGGUAUAGUGAAUCCAGAAGUUAAACUAGAUUCGACAGUCAUUGGAUCUUUUAUAAGGAAGCAGGUUAGUGAACAAAGCAAACACGUGCUAUGUGCUGAAGUAACUAAUGAAGAAGUAAGAGUUGCACUAUUUGCUAUGGAUCCAUUGAAAGCUCCAGGCCCUGAUGGGUGGACAUAAGCUUUUUCCAGAAGCAUUGGAGUUUAAUUGGCGGAGACAUCUGUGAUGGAGUUAAGGAAUUUUUCAGAACAAAAACUUUGCCUUGAGGUAUGAAUACUUCAUCUCUUACUCUUGCCCAAAAAACAUUGAAUGCUGACAGAAUGACAGCCUUCAGGCCUAUAGCGUGCAUUAAUGUACUCUAUAAUAUAAUUGCAAAAGUAUUAAAGAAUAGAAUACAUAUUGCACUUCCUGAAGUGAUAAGUAGAAAUCAAUCAACGUUUGUUAAAGGAAGGAGUAUUCUAGACAACAUACUAAUGGCGCAGGAGAUGGUGCAGAACUAUAAUAAAAUUAAGAUUGCUUCUCGCUGUGCAAUUAAAAUAGAUAUGCAUAAGGCUUUCGACUGGGUUAACUGGGAGUAUUUAAUCUGUGUGAUGAUGCAAAUGGGUUUCCCAAGCGAGUUUAUUGAGUGGAUAAAGGUUUGCCUCAGUUCUGCAUAUUUCAGUAUCAACUUGUAUGGUUCAUUGUUUGGUCUUUUCCAAGCUCAGAAAAUGGUUAGGCAGGGAGAUCCUCUCUCUCCCUACCUCUUUACAAUUGUCAUUGAACCUCUCUCAGGUAUGCUUGAUUUUGCAGCAAGUUCUAAAAGGAUCCCUUACCAUCCUCAGUGCCGAUCGAUAGGUCUGACACAUCUUUAUUUUGCUGACGACCUGUUGAUCUUUACCGAGGGAUCAACAGCCGCUCUGAUGAAAAUAAGGAAUUUAUUGAAUGAAUUUUACUUGUUAUCGGGGUUGAGCUGCAACCCGCAGAAGUGUGAGGUAUUUUUUGGUGGACAUGCGCAUUUAUUUAAGCAGAAUGCUAUUGAGUGGUCUAGUUUUGCAGAAGGGAAGUUACAUAUGAGAUAUCUCAGACUUCCACUGAUUUCAGGACGGUUGUCUAGUAGAGAAUGUGAAGUCUUGGUGGACAAGUUAAUAGGUUGAAUCCGUUCUUGGCAGGCCAGUAAGCUCUCUUAUGAAGGGAAGCUCCAGCUAAUUUCUUCUGUUCUUUACUCACUUGUGCAGUUUUGGAUGAACAUAUUCAUAAAAUCUGUUCAGAUUUUCUGUGGCAUGGUGAAGGCACUGACCGAGCAAAAGUAGCUUGGGAAAUUGUUGUACUGCCUAAAAAGGAAGGUGGAAUGGGGUUGAAGGAUUUGGGAAGUUGGAAUAUGGCAUGUGUGGCUAGACUGUUGUGGUUAAUACUAAUGAAGAGUGAGAGUUUCUGGGUUGCGUGGAUACAACGAUAUAAACUGAAAGGGAGAUCUAAUUGGGACAUCCCUCUCUCUCAGUCAGGGUCAUGGAUCUGAAGAAAAAUGCUUAGCUCAAGAGGAUGGUUUCAGUACAGAUUUGCUGUGGAUGCUGCAGGUGAGGUGCUCUGGGAAGGGAAGCUGAUGCCACUUUUUUGGUGCAGCAGUUGUGGUUGUCGAUCAGACCAUAGAGGGCUAAAGUGGAUUGGUAGAAAAUAAUCUGGAAUAAGUUUGUGAUACCUAGAAACAGGGUUAUUGCUUGGUUGGUAAUAUUGAACAGGAUCACCACGAUGGACAAGCUCAACCAAUGGGGGAGGAUCUCUGACUCACUGUGUGUUUUAUGCAAGGCCGAAGAAGAGACCCGAGCUCAUCUUUUCUGCACCUACUCUUAUGCUUUAGAGUUUUUUGCAGCGGUUUUUGGCUCUAGUUGGUGGUCAAUGAAUUGGGAUGCCCUCAUGAACUAGAUUCGAAGACGAAGCAAUAAGGCAGCAAGGGUUUGGUUUGGAGUGCAAUCUGGUGCUGGUGUAUUAGUGCAGUAUGGAAAGAGAGAUGCGCUCGGAUUUUUAAGGGAGAGCAGCAAACUGUGGAAGAGAUUACAAGGCAAUGGAUAGCUGAAUUUAACUACUUUGUCGUGGGAAAGCCAGAGUUCUAGCUGGAAGAUCAGAAGAUUUCUCACUUAAGUGGUCUAUUGUAUUCAGAAUAGAAAGUUUGAAAGUUGUUUUGUUUUUGUCUUUGUACGCAUAAUAGUAGAGCAUAACUCUUAGUUUUUUGGAGGACCCUGUUUUGUCAGGCGGAGCUUAAUAAAAUGUUCGAUAAUUAUCGGAAUUUUUUUUAUCAUUAAUGGAGAUGAAGACAUUAUUGGUGGAGAUGAUGAUGUUGCUCAUGGCGGAGGGAACAAAAACAAGUAAAAAAGAAAACGUUCAGUAAUCUCAAACGAAGAUGAUCAAAUAGAAGAGUGAUUUGAAAAAUGUCUUUAGGAGUCGGUUCCUUGCAUAGGGUUUGUCUUUCAUUUUCAUAAGAAGAUUUUAGUCUAUAAGUUAUUAAAAUGUUCGAAAACAGUGUGAUGUUGAUCCUUUUGAAAUUUUUAAGUAUUUUGAUAAUUUUGAUUCUCUCAUUUGACAAAUUGUUAUAAUACUAUCAAAAAAUGUGUAUCUCGCAUAUAAAUUGUUACGGUUUUUAUGUGAUUGCGGCUGAAUCCGACCAGGGCCUGUGACUAGUUUAUAUAUUAUACCAAUUACUUGAUGAUGAGGGUUAUUAGGCUUCUCCUUCCAUUUCUGACUAAUUCAUUAACAGGUUGUUUACCACUAAAAGUCCGGAUCCUUGCCGAACAACACUGGUGCAGAUUCAUCAUUACUGGUACAUAUUAACCAGACUGGACCACCUUUACUUCCUUUUUGCAUCAGUACUACUGUCCUGACUAAGAUAAUUAAGGGGCUUGCUAUUUGCCGCCAACCAAAUUGCUAUUUGCCGCCAACCAAAAAAAAAAAAGUAUAUAUAUACAUCUUUGGUUAAGGAGUUUCACAAUCUACAACAUAUCCAACUUUCAGAGAACGUAUUGAAUCAGAAAAAUUCAACGCUCCCCGGAAAAGUCGCCGGAAAAUCAUCGAUGAAAAAAAAAAGUAUAUAUAUACAUCUUUAGUUAAGGAGUUUCACAAUCUACAACAUAUCCAACUUUCAGAGUACGUAUUGAAUCAGAAAAAUUCAACGCUCGCCGGAAAAAUCGUCGGAAAAUCAUCAGGAAAGCCUAUCCUUGACAUAUACUGCGUACACGCAUCCAUGAAUCAUCACUAACCAUCAGACAAUAUGAGCAAAGUGCUACACGAACCAUGUGUAUCAAACCCUAAAUCCUAAACCCUGAACCCUGAACCCUAAACCCUGAACCCUGAACCCUGAACCCUAGACCCUAAACCCUUGGUGGUCGGCAACGAGCCAGGCAGAGAGACCCCCGAAGAGCUAGGGGAAGGGGUAGGGGUAGGGGUAGGAGCAAUGCAUAGUGUUGCAAUGCUCUAUUUAUAUGUUGUUGUUUUUCUAGUUGUAUUUUUAAUGACCCUAGUGUCAUUAUGAACUUAUGGAUUUUGUUGAUAUGACUUGAAUCGGACUAUCAGCCGCCCACGGUAUAUGUUCUCAAUGUUAUUUGGGUUCGGGUUCUGGGCCUGGUCUGUAACCGUUUCCUUUGCCAGAUUGGAUUAGGUUUAGACCCACAUGGAGAAGUACUAUAAAUACUUCUCAUACUCCUCUGUAAUCUGUAAUCUCCUUGAUAUAGUGAAACUGGCUCUCUCUCGCCCGUGGACGUAGCUAACACACAUCGUGUUAGUGAACCACGUAAAUCGUGUGUCUGUGUUUUCGAUACUCGCUCUCGUAUUCUUGCUUUGUCGAUUCCUGCGAUUUCUCGAUCCGUAGCAGCGCGUUUAUAACAGAUUUAAUUAUGGAUUUCGAGCGAGUUCGGGGUCGAUUGGACGAAGAUCGGGCGCGAGGCAAGUCAAAAAGAAAGCCACACGGGCACACACACAACUCACACGGCCGUGUGAAGUUGCACUUUGGCCGUGUGGAAUUCUGCGAGGCUUCACACGGCCAGGCUGGGUGAGCUACACGACCGUGUGAAGUUGCACUUUGGCCGUGUGGCUCUCUGCGAGGCUUCACACGGCCAGGCUGGGUGAGCUACACGGUCGUGUGAGGUGAACUACACGGCCAGGCUGGGUGAGCUACACGGCCAGGCUGGGUGAGCUACACGGCCAUGUGAAGUUGCACUUUGGCCGUGUGGAAUUCGGCGAGGCUUCACAAGGCCAGACUGGGUGAGCUACGCGGCCGUGUGGGAAGCCUGAAACCCAAUUACUCGGGCCGAAAAAAAUUUGCGGCCGGUGCGCCGCCGAGCCGAAAAAAAUUUGCGGCCGAGGCGUCGCCGGGCCGAAAGAAUUUUUCGGCCGGCCGUCGCCCCGGCCACAAAUUUUUUUCGGCUCGGCGGCGUUCGGGCCGCAAUUUUAUUUCGGCCCGCCGUGUUUUUCUCAGGAAAACUGGAAAACUUACUGGAAAACUGGAAAACUAGCCGGAAAAAGUAAACUUACUUGUUUUUCGACGAUUGAGGGCGACGGGAGGUUAGCCGACGACGGAAGAACGGUGCCGGCGACGGAGGCACUGGGAAGGAAGGGAAAAUUCAAAAUUUAAAUUCAUUUUUUUUUAAUUGGCAGCAAAUAGCAAUUUGGUUGGCGGCAAAUAGCCGUUCACAUAAUUAAUAUGCGGCAGACGCGCCCAAGCUACUGUCCUCAAAAUGAUUACCAAAUAACACAAAAGUACUAACUGCUUAUAAUGGAGAUUGACUGAAUUGUAUUUUCCAAACUGCGAAUUUUUAAUGGAUGUUACUUAUACUAAUUCCAUGCUACUUUCGAAAAAACUACUGUUCAGUUUAGUUCAUGUGUAUGAGAAAUUUUCCGAUCAAUUUUAUAGACGGCUUCUUAUCACCAAAAAUUUGAGAUUGUAUAGAUUUAAUCUAUCUAUCUAUAUCUAUCUAUCUAUACUAAAUAUUAUGGCUAUUCAAAAAUAACUUUGUGCCACAUAAGCACUUGGUGAAUGCACAAGUUGCCAAGGUGGACAAUUUUAUUUUCAAACAAAAAAUUAUUUAUUGAUCUAUUUAUGAAGUUGUCUCUCUCUUAUUUUAAUAAUUCUACUCAUUUUUACUAAAAUUAAAAUAAGUUAAUUUUUUAGAAACAUUUAAACAAAAAACACAGACCUAAGUAAUAAUAAAAAAUUUCGAUU
Messenger RNA from Linum trigynum, 7413 nucleotides. The record is from the annotation of a GenBank genome assembly. Lineage: Eukaryota; Viridiplantae; Streptophyta; Magnoliopsida; Malpighiales; Linaceae.